UGAUUGUUGCUGACGCCUUAACCGCGUUUAAAAAAUCUGCUCUACCAGUUAAAUAUCGUUGGUAACGGCUUUUAUUUUUUCCUAUAAAAAACAAUGAUGGAGAUGACAAUUUCUUUUUGCGUAAUGUCAACUCGACUGUGUGCCUUUAUUACCACUGUCUGAUGCUGAGAAAAAAUUCCUUCAUGGAGUAUUGUUGAGCAGCGACAGACGGAGUAGGCUAUAGACUUAUUGAGAAAAUACCCUCCAAUAUCUGGCAAGCGUCUCUCAACAUGAUACUCCUCAAUAUAACAGAAAAUAUGUUUUUUGAAGAACAUGCUUAGGCUAUAGUCUGGUACCAAAAUGGAAGACAUGAAUCUUUCAAUAUGAUGAGAUAUGACGAGAUCCACACACACCCACCUUAUCAAUGCACAGGAACACAAUAAUGGGAGAGCCAAAUGAAAAGAGAAAGUACGGACAGUAGUCUGAAGCUGACAUGAAAGCAGCCUUAAAUGUUUUUCGUGAGGGAAACAUAGGUUUUAAUGAGGUUUGUCGUCAAUACAGUAUCCCAAAACCAAUAUUUAGGAGGCAUUUAAAGUCCUAUAAUGUUAGAGCCAAUGAAUCAAAAAAAAUAAUAGGUCGAUCGUGUAGUUUUUCUGCGGAGAUGGAGGAAGACUUGGAAAAGCAUAUUUUAACACUAGAGUCAAUUUUUUUUGGAGUGACUAUUCGAGAAGUAAGGAAGGCUGCCUUUGAAUUCGCUGAACGCAAUGGUCUUAAACAUAAUUUUAAUAAAAUCACAAGGAUGGCUGGAAAAAAAUGGAUUUAUAGCUUUAUGAGUCGCCAUCCACAACUUUCCUUGAGACAACCAGAAUCAACUUGUAAAGGUUUCAACAGAAGCAAUGUUCAGGAGUUUUUCAAUAUUUUAGAAAAACUCGUUGACGAUCAUGCUUUGACUGCUCCGAAAAUAUACAAUGUCGACGAAACGGGUUUUUCUACUGUACAAAAAAGAUGUCAGAAAGUGCUGGCUAAAAAAGGAAAAUCGCAGGUUGGUGUCAUAGCUAGCGGCGAAAGAGGUGUGAAUACUACAUUUGUAUGCUGCGCAAGUGCUGCAGGUCAAUACGUGGCACCAAUGGUAAUUUUCAAGAGGAAAAGGAUGGCGCCAGAGCUGGCAGAUGGAGCUCCCCCAGGAUCACUGGUCGAAAUAACGGAUACUGGUUACACUAACGCCGAUUUGUUUGUUACUUGGUUAAAACAUUUCAUUGCUGCAGUUAAACCUUCAAAAGAGGAUAGAGUGCUUUUGGUUUUAGAUGGACACACCACACAUUCGAGAAAUUUAGCAGCCAUUGAGAUGGCCCGCGAGAAUGGGGUUAUUAUUUUACAGCUGCCAGGUCAUACCACCCACCGUUUACAACCACUUGAUGUGGCAGUAUUUAAGCCAUUCCAGGUCUAUUAUGACCAAUCGGUUGAAAAAUGGUUGAGAGAACAUCCCGGGAGGACAAUCGGUCAAUUUCAGGUGGCCCGAUUAAUCGGAGAAGGAUAUGGAAAAGCAGCAUGUGUCGCAAAUGCCAUAAGUGGAUUUAAAAAAUGUGGUAUAUGGCCUGUGGAUAGAAACGUUUUCACAGAUGUUGAUUUUGAAGGCGGAGAUGUUCUUCAAACUGAACCAAAACCAAAAGCACUAGCGGAAAGCAAGGACGCUGACGAUACACCUUCGAGUGAUGAUGAUGUGCCCUUGGCGCUUUUAGUUGAAAAACAGAAAUCGUGCGCCACCUCUGAAACUCGACCACUCGAUGUUUCUUUCGAAGACAUUCUACCAAUUCCAAAUAGUCCUGGCAAUCAGAAAAAUGCAAGUAAACGUGCACAAGCGGCAAAAGUUUUAACUUCAACCCCACAUAAGGACGAAUUAAAACCAAAGCAAUCUACUAUCGAAGAAAAGAAAAAGAGACUGGCAAAAAGAAAAAUAGGAAUAGCCAAUGGCCAACCGAAAAAAAAAAGUAAAAAGGAAAAAUGCUUCUCUAUGGUUCAAAUGACGUAGUGGUAGAAAUACUAGAGAAUCAGUGGCUUUGUGUUAUAUGUAAUGAGUGUCAAGUAGAAAAUAUGAUACAGUAUUCCUUGUGCAAGCUUUGGGUCCAUGAACUUUGUGUGAGUGAUGAAGCAAGUUCUUCGUACUUUUGUGACAGUUGUUCCUAAAUAACACAUCUAGUUAUUAUUGCUUGUCCUGUCGUUUUUUAAAUAUUAAAAUAUUAAAAUUUGUAUUCUUGUUUAAAUACUACUGUUAUGCUACCAUACUUAAGUGGUACGAUAUAGCAGAUCAGUACGAUUUAGGAAACCUGGUGGUACGAUUUUGGCAUCUGGUUUCCCAAGUCGUACCAUUUGCAAUGUUUAUAAAAAAUGUAUUUUUCUCUUAAAUUAGAUAACUGGUCAUAACAAAAGAAAGUAGAAAUAUGUAAAAAUCAUUUAGUUAAAUAUUUAAAAUGAAAGCAGCCCCUUAAUAUUGAAAAUGCUAGCUUAUUAUACAUGUUUCCGAAAAAUGGUACGAUUUAGGCGACUUUCCCCUAAGAGGUACUAAAAAAAUAAUAAUAAUCUUUCUCAAAACAAUUGCCAGAUUAUCU
Messenger RNA from Acanthoscelides obtectus, 2585 nucleotides. Lineage: Eukaryota; Metazoa; Arthropoda; Insecta; Coleoptera; Chrysomelidae. The record is from the annotation of a GenBank genome assembly.